GGCUGCUGGGUCUGGCCAUGUACCAUGUGCUCAUCCACAGGUGGCGCCUGGAGUAUUUCCGGCGAGUGACAGCAGUGGGGUACUCGUGUGUGGUGUUUGGGUGGAUGACGGUGAUCUCUGUGCGACGCCCCGCCAUCACGCUCUCCGUGUUUGGCCUCAUCAAGCUGCCACUGUCGCUCGCCCCGUUUGAGUCCCUCAUCUUCACUUCCUUCAUCGUGCCGAAGGCGAGCUUCGUGGGUCAUCUUGCAGGCAUCAUUGCUGGCUAUCUUCUUUCCUGGGGAGCCCUGAAGGGAUUCGACACAUAUUGGACACUUGUUUUGGCGUCAUGGUUUGCAAUUCUAUGUGUCAUUAGCUUGAAGAAUUCAUCGCCAAUCGACUGCUCCUUUUUACAAAUAGAGCCGGUUGUGCCCGAGCUUACAGAAGCUCUAGCCACAUCUGCACAGGUUCCUUUUUUGCUUCCUCCACCACAACUUCCUCUGUGCAUGGACCCAUGGGAACUGCCACGUUCGCCAGGUUCCCCGUCAGAUGCCACGUCGGAUGCCACGUCGGAUGCCACGUCAGACCCAUCCUUCCCGCCAAUCAAGCCGUACGACUCUCUGUUUCGUGAUCCUCCGAAACCUCUAGGCGUGGGGCCCAAUCCCAAGGUGGUGUCUAAACCCAAGGGAGGGGUAUACGGCGCGGUGCUGGGCGUUCUAGGGUAUUAUUCCAAGGAGAGUGAGUUAAUCCGCGGUGCGAACGCGCUCUACAAGGCGGUGACGCGGCAGGCUGACGACGAGAUGUUCUUAAGAGCACUCGGCCUCCCCUCGCAGUUCCGCACGCACCACGCGCUGCUUGUGCUGCACACGUGGCUGGCGCUGCUGCGCCUGCGCAAGGAGGGCGCGCAGGGGGCAGCAGUCGGGCAAACCCUGUACGACACGUUCAAUCACGACGUGGAGCGCCGCGUGGUGGCGGCGGGGGUGAAGCUUCUCGUCAGCAAGUGGAUGCGCGAGCUCGAAAGGGGUUUCUAUGGCGCGGCUGCUGCCUAUGAUGCUGCAGUGGCUCCUGGGGCCAGUGCAGAUGCUCUCCCCAGGGCGCUCUGGCGCAAUGUGUUCGCAGAGGACGCGUCUGACAUGCCCUCUGGCCCUGCAGCUGCUCCCGUGCAGGUGAGUGAGAGGGGUGGUUGGUGGUAG
Closterium sp. Yama58-4 is the source of this 1169-nucleotide messenger RNA. NCBI's taxonomy places the organism in Eukaryota, Viridiplantae, Streptophyta, Zygnematophyceae, Desmidiales, Closteriaceae. The record is from the annotation of a GenBank genome assembly.